AACAACACACUGAACAUCACUGUAUUUCUCACUGUCUCUCUCUAUAUAUAGCCGAGUGCACUGCCACUCAGAGAUUGUCAGAGAAAGCAGCUUUGAGCUUAGCUAUGGCAAUGGCCGCGCCGCUGACGUUGGUGGUGGUGGCGGCGGCGGUGGCCGUCGUCUUCGUCGGCGGCGGCGUGGAGGGGUGGGUGCUCAAGGAGGGGUUCUACGAGCAGAGCUGCCCGCGCGCGGAGGCGCUGGUGAAGCACUACGUGGAGCAGCACGUCCCCCUCGCCCCCUCCGUCGCCGCCACCCUCAUCCGCACCCACUUCCACGACUGCUUCGUCAGGGGGUGCGACGCGUCGGUGUUGCUGAACGGGACGGACGGGGCGGAGGCGGAGAAGGACGCGGCGCCGAACCUGACGCUGCGGGGGUUCGCCUUCAUCGACCGCAUCAAGAGCGUGGUCGAGAGCGAGUGCCCCGGCGUCGUCUCCUGCGCCGACAUCCUCGCGCUCGCCACCCGCGACGCCAUCUCCGUCAUCGGCGGGCCGUUCUGGCGGGUGGCGACGGGGCGGCGCGACGGGAGGGUGUCGAUCAAGCAGGAGGCGCUGGACCAGAUCCCGGCGCCGACCAUGAACUUCACCGACCUCCUCUCCUCCUUCCAGAGCAAGGGCCUCGACCUCGCCGACCUCAUCUGGUUGUCAGGGGCGCACACGAUCGGCAUCGCGCACUGCAACUCGUUCAGCAAGCGGCUGUACAACUUCACCGGGAAAGGCGGCCCCGGCGACGCGGACCCGUCGCUGGACGCGGAGUACGCGGCGAACCUGCGGCGGAGCAAGUGCGCGGCGCCGUCGGACAACACGACGAUCGUGGAGAUGGACCCGGGCAGCUUCCUCACCUUCGACCUGGGCUACUACCGCGGCCUCCUCAGGCGCCGCGGUCUCUUCCAGUCCGACGCCGCCCUCGUCACCGACGCCGCCGCGGAGGCCAACAUCGCCAGCGUGGUGUCCAGCCCGCCGGAGGUGUUCUUCCAGGUGUUCGCGAGGUCCAUGGCGAAGCUGGGCAUGGUCGGCGUCAAGACCGGCUCCGAGGGCGAGAUCAGGAAGCACUGCGCCCUCGUCAACGACAUCCACUACUAGUAUUAUCACUAGCUCAUCGAUCUUCAGCUCCUCGGUGCUUGAUAAAAUUUCAGUAGAAAUAUAUAUACAUGUAACUUAAUUCGAUCGUCAUCCUGUUUAUUCUCUCUCUCUAUGUAAUUUUGUUUCCAAAUUGUAACUGUUUUAUUUUGGAGCAACUGUAACUAUUUCUGUAUGUGCCCAUGAAUAUAUUUCAAUUAUAGAAAAUAAUUCACUUUUUAGUCAUA
Oryza sativa Japonica Group (Japanese rice) is the source of this 1342-nucleotide messenger RNA. Its product is annotated as peroxidase 3. Lineage: Eukaryota; Viridiplantae; Streptophyta; Magnoliopsida; Poales; Poaceae. Gene Ontology annotation, molecular function: heme binding; peroxidase activity. Gene Ontology annotation, cellular component: plasmodesma; plant-type cell wall. Gene Ontology annotation, biological process: response to oxidative stress; hydrogen peroxide catabolic process. The record is from RefSeq and is a predicted model, not a curated record.